AUCCACUUUAAUUUAACUACAGAAUGAACUAGUGAACUACGAGCGAAGUGUUACUCAGUUAACUUGGUUAUCUAACCAGUGUGUGUGCGGUUGACCAUUGGCCGAGACGUAGUCACUCGCGAGAUUAUAAAAUACUCAAAUAAAUAACAAAAAUGAAGCUGUUCCCUGUGUUAAUUAUCUGCUUUAUUGCUUUCAUUUCUGUAGAAUGUAAAGACCUUGUAGUUGGGACUAGCUACCAGAAUCGAUUGAUUUGGCAACAAAAAGCCGAAUACAAUGCUAUACCACUCAAGAAAAGGGUGAAAGAAGUAUUCUUUUCAGAUCCUGGACAACAAAUUAUUAAGGGUAUCAUAGCUCGGGAUUUGGACAACACUCAAGCUAUAGCCACUAUCACAGCUGGAGGUAUUGGUUUCUCCUACGCUAAUCUCCGGCUGAAGAGCGAUCGCGGAUCAGGGCUAAACUACCAAAUAGAGAUUUAUGUCUAACAGCAUCACAAAUUGUACCUAUUCUACUUUUUAUUAUUAUUUUUACUUUGUGUACAAACAUAUAAUUAAGUUUAAUAAAUUUAUGCGCGCAAUAAAAUAUUAAUUGUGA
Plodia interpunctella (Indianmeal moth) is the source of this 591-nucleotide messenger RNA. RefSeq lists its product as uncharacterized. The record is from RefSeq and is a predicted model, not a curated record. NCBI's taxonomy places the organism in Eukaryota, Metazoa, Arthropoda, Insecta, Lepidoptera, Pyralidae. Bases 153 to 482 code for a protein of 109 amino acids. The transcript is spliced from 2 exons.